CCGUUCACAAGACGCCUGCACCGCACGAGCUCCUGAAAGCACGCUGCUGAAAGCUGUAGACUUUCCGAAAAUUUUUUUACAAGUUUGGAGCUUCUGAAUCGGGCCGCUGAUGCCGCAUUCAUGUUCUGCUGGGAGUAUGAAGUGAAAUAAGUGACUCUGUGUGCGGCUCGUGUUCUGCGGCUAUUAGCAAAUGCGCCUCGAGAACUAAGGACAAUGGAUUGCAGAGUCUUGCUGUUGUGGCUAUCUACGAACUGGAUACACGAUUGUGCAGAAGGCGGCUCGGAGCAUAACAGUCCGUACUGGGAGCAGCCAUUUUCUCAACCGUACUUUGACAAUACAACUCGCAGGGAGGUCACAACUACAGUGGGCCAAACAGCUCAUUUGCAUUGUAGAGUCAGAAACCUGGGAGACAGAGCUGUGUCGUGGAUCCGCAAGCGGGAUUUGCACAUUCUAACUGUUGGAAUUCUAACUUACACCAACGAUCAGAGAUUUCAGUCGUUGCACACAGAUGGUUCCGACGAGUGGACGCUAAAGGUGACGUCCCCUCAAACUAGAGAUUCCGGCAUCUACGAAUGUCAAGUCAGUACCGAACCUAAAAUUAGCCAAGCGUUCAAACUGAACGUUGUAGUGUCGAAGGCCAAAAUAGUUGGUAACCCCGAAUUGUACAUCAGAAGCGGGAGUGACAUAAACUUAACAUGCAUAGUUCUGCAGACGCCGGAUCCGCCAAGUUUCAUCUACUGGUAUCGGGGAGGAAACGUGAUUAACUAUUCACAGCGUGGUGGCAUAAGCGUAGUCACCGAGAAGCAAACACGAACAAGUCGUUUGUUGAUUUCCAGAGCUCUGCCCCAAGACAGUGGCAACUACACAUGCUCUCCCUCUAGCAGCGAUGCCGCUAGCGUUCUUGUGCAUGUUCUUAACGGGGAACAACCGGCAGCCAUGCAGCACGGAAACAAUAGCAGCACCGCUAUUUGCUGGACGAUAGAUUUUGUGCUCGUUAUAUUUCUGCAGUGCUUCGUACUAGAAAGGUGAAUUGCAACGAUCCAGUAAUCCAGUCUAUUAUAUCAACGAUAAAUGUUUAUCAAUUUGAUAAUGGAAACACUGUGGCCAUGUAAAUAUCAGCGAAUGACCAGUUAUUGUUGUAUGUCCAACACGUAUAUCAUAAUUUGUUUGUAUAAUUCUGAUGUACAUAGUUGUUGCUGUUAACUUGUUGUCAUAGAUGAAAAGUACAGCUGGCCUAUAUCGUAUGUUGUGGCUGUCUGAUUUAUUACCAUUAUUUAUUACACCAAUACGAUGUUUCUAAUAUCUCUAUCAAUCCAUUCCAUAUAUGUGCACACUUAAAAUUCAUGUGUUUGAUAAUCGGGACCGAACGUAGGAGGAAUCAAAUUUUGCGGGCUGAGCCUUUACUGGCCACAAUCGAUCACGUCGGAUAUGUUAUUCCCGACCUUAUAUAAAGUCACAAAACAAAAUAGAUCGAAAAGGUCUUCUCAAAGCACGUUCUUUUACAUUCUUAAAAUCCAGGCCCUAUAUUCCCGACUUUAUUUUCCGACUCAUUUUUCAUUAAGAUCUACGUAAAUCACUCCAUUUCGAAGUAUACCAUGACAAAGCUUAAGUAGUUGUAAUUUUUAACUCCGAUACUCCAUUCUAGUCGAAAUCAGAUAUUUUGCAAGAUUUACUGCUACGUUAUUUGAUUUUUACCAGCACUGACAAAUAUUAACAUUAACUUUUCGCCUCACGCAAUAUAGCGAUUCUUUCACGAUUUUCUUUCUCCUGAUUUUAUUGGCUAGAAGUCCAUUCCUGUAUACCCACAAUUAGUAGAGCUGUAUAAACUUCUAAAAAUAUAUUUUUUUAAUAAGUGUAUCUUCCAUCUUUCAUGUCAUCUACCCGUAUAUUAUUAUAAACGUAAUAUGUCUAUAUAUAUAUACACGUUACUAUAAUAUUGACUGUUUCAAUCCAUGGUUGUAUAUAUAUAUAUUUAAUUUAGGCUAAUUCAUUUUUCAUUUUUCAAAAUUAGCUACUAGACAUAAAUAACUACCUACCUAAUCGAUAAAAGCGCUCAUCGCGCGAUCAUCCCCCAACUGUUUUAUUUACCAAAUUGUUCAACUAAUCGUCACAUACAAACUUAAUGUGAAUUAAUAAUCGACGCAGCCCUCAGCUUAGACUAAGUCUCAUUAAUAUUGCAUAUCACUACAAAACCGGUAAUAAACCGCUGCGCCACGAUUUCAGACAUAGACCAUACCACUUUCGUAUCGCUUAGUCGUGUAACCCGAAAUGCAUUACUUAUAUUUUUCUAUCUACUGUACACCCUGAAUUUAAUUCUGUGAUCGAGAACAAUACAGACAUCCGUUCAAUUUACCGUGGUUACUAUUAUUAUUAUUAAUCAUUGUAUAAGUAAUGCAUUUUCCUAUGUGUAAAUUAUACUUUGCGGGAUAUAUUCAUUUCAUUCACGGCCUAACAAAUGUAAUGGAAUUAACCACAUGUGUGUAUUUAUUUCAUUAUAAAUGUAAUAUGUUGUGUAUAAAUAACAUCCAAUGUGCUCCAGUACUUGUUUUUAAACUCUAAUGUAAAACUCCGCCAUAACAUUUUCUAUAUCUUUAGGAAUCAAACAGCGUAAUUGUAUUCUGUUGUGUUUGUUUAAAUAAAAUAUAUCCGGUAUUUGUUUACAAAGUAGAUCGUUUAAAUUUAUUAUGUAUAUAUUAGCAAUAAUAGAAAAUAAUGUAACAAUAUAAGCUUCAAAAUUAGAACGCUAUUUAGAU
Molecule: messenger RNA, 2753 nt
Organism: Zophobas morio
Lineage: Eukaryota; Metazoa; Arthropoda; Insecta; Coleoptera; Tenebrionidae
Gene: dpr4
Product: hemicentin-1
Exons: 5
Coding region: 214-1029 (271 amino acids)
Biological process (GO): synapse organization
Cellular component (GO): neuron projection membrane
Source: RefSeq, a predicted model, not a curated record